Messenger RNA from Mus caroli (Ryukyu mouse), 1117 nucleotides. Lineage: Eukaryota; Metazoa; Chordata; Mammalia; Rodentia; Muridae. The record is from RefSeq and is a predicted model, not a curated record.
CCCCCCCACCAAGCGCGACAACGCCACGGUGACAAAAUGGCAGCUCGGCGCCCGACUGGCGAGCCACCGGCACACAGCCGGGACUGUUGACCCUGCACCCCAAGAAUGCCAGGGCACCCUGGGGCUAGGUCUCCCAAUGGCCUAGUAGUGCAAAUGGCGAGAGCAGACGGGCCCGUAGAUCCUAGGAGGUCGAGGGUCCCCGGCACGCCGCGCCCUCUCCAGACCAGAUCCUCAGGCCCGCGCCGCCGAGGUUCGAGUGUGCCUGUGUGCUCUCAGGCCCCCACCGCUGGGCGCCACGGUCUCCGCGGAUCCCGGUCCGCGGUCGCCAUGGGGGAGGGGUGGGCCUCCGGCGCCCCGGGAAACAUGGCUGCUCGUCCUAGUACGGCGGCGUCGCGGCCACCAGUCCCCGAAAUGCGACUUGGGAGAGAGGUUGCAGAAGAGAAACGAAGACGCGCUUUAAACUCGAGCCAUCUCCCAACUCCGCAGCAGUCGGGUCCCCACGCGCUCUCCCCGGGGGCCUCGGGCUACAUUGAUCAGAAACUAUACCGGACUCGCGAAGCCCAAAACUUAUUGUGUGCGAGCGAGCGAAAGAGACGGCAAAGGGAGGGGGCAGGCGCGGGAGGGGGCGGAAAGGGGGUUACGCUUCUAAAAUAUAACACCCCCUUUUUGUUGUUUAAUCCAGGAGGCAGCCCAUCUUCUCCUCCCCUCGAUCAUCUUUUCCAUCCAGAUGCAAGUCGUGGGAGCUGAGAGCUCGGACGAGGGUGAGAUUGCCGCCUUCCCUCCGACCCAAACGCGUGCGCCCCGCCGGCCCCCCGCUGGGUGCACACUCGCACGCACACCCUCGCACCCAUACCCGCACACGCGGGAGCACACGCACAGGUAGUCAGUCACACACCAAGGGCAGCAGCGACGGCGGACGAAACAUGCUCCGGUGGCAUUGCAAUCCCCCCACCCCCGCCAUCCAACCUUGCAAUUCAUUUGCAGUCAGACCCCAAACCCCACACCUCCCCGGAGCCCCCCUCCAUAAAAAAGUGCCUUCCCCCCAAAACACACACGCACACAUAACACAAAGUAGGAGAAUGGACCGACAGAGAUAUUUUUGGCAAAUGCUCACAUC